Messenger RNA from Ochotona princeps (American pika), 940 nucleotides. It is a transcript of the gene FRG1, whose product is annotated as FSHD region gene 1. NCBI's taxonomy places the organism in Eukaryota, Metazoa, Chordata, Mammalia, Lagomorpha, Ochotonidae. Gene Ontology annotation, molecular function: actin filament binding. Gene Ontology annotation, cellular component: nucleolus; catalytic step 2 spliceosome; striated muscle dense body. The record is from RefSeq and is a predicted model, not a curated record. The transcript is spliced from 9 exons. The coding region runs from base 97 to 873 and encodes 258 amino acids.
CAUUGGAGAUUCCUCUUCCCGUGAAAACACGACUGUUCUUAACGGGGGGCCUGAGCAGGCUCCGGUAACUCCUGGUCCAGAAGUUCCUUCCGAACCAUGGCGGAAUACUCUUAUGUGAAGUCCACGAAACUCGUGCUCAAGGGGACGAAGGCCAAGAGUAAGAAGAAAAAGAACAAAGAUAAGAAGAGAAAGAGAGAAGAGGAUGAAGAAACUCAGCUUGACAUCGUUGGAAUUUGGUGGACAGUAGCAAACUUCGGUGACAUUUCAGGAACCAUAGCGAUUGAAAUGGAUAAAGGAACCUAUAUCCAUGCACUUGACAAUGGUCUUUUUACUCUGGGAGCUCCACAUAAAGAAGUUGAUGAGGGCCCUAGUCCUCCAGAGCAGUUUACUGCCGUCAAGUUGUCUGAUUCCAGAAUUGCCCUGAAAUCUGGCUAUGGAAAGUAUCUUGGCAUAAAUUCAGAUGGACUUGUUGUUGGGCGUUCAGAUGCCAUUGGACCAAGAGAACAAUGGGAACCAGUCUUUCAAGAUGGGAAAAUGGCUUUAUUGGCCUCAAACAGCUGCUUUAUUAGAUGCAAUGAAGCAGGUGAUAUAGAAGCAAAAAGUAAAAUAGCUGGAGAAGAAGAAAUGAUAAAGAUCAGGUCCUGUGCUGAAAGGGAAACCAAGAAGAAAGAUGACAUCCCAGAAGAAGAUAAAGGCAACGUGAAACAGUGUGAAAUCAAUUACGUAAAGAAAUUUCAGAGCUUUCAAGACCACAAACUUAAAAUAAGCAAAGAAGAUAGUAAAAUUCUCAAGAAGGCUCGGAAAGAUGGAUUUUUACAUGAAACACUUCUGGACAGGAGAGCCAAAUUGAAAGCUGAUAGAUACUGCAAAUGACCAGAAUUUUUGUUUCUGUCUUACGCUUUGGUUUUUCUGAAUAAAAUAUUCGCUGAGUAUUUUCACA